AUGACUUCUUCUUCAAAUAAUAUUUUACAAAACUGUUUAAAUGAAACCUCCGUGGUUUCAGCUCCAGUCUCUACAAAUAUGAUUAUUGAUUCACCAACUGUACCUUCACAUGAUGAACUUUCGUCCAAUGUUUCAUUUGAUGGUUGUCAACAAGUAGAAAAUAAAAAGAAAAAGAAAAUUAAACACAAACUUACGACAUCUACAAUUAAAAAAAAACGUACACAUUAUCAAACAAACAUUAUUUCAAAAUCUGCUGCACCCUCACCUUUGUCGUCUAUAUCUGCCUCUGUUGCUGCUGAACCUUUACUACAUAAGAUCCCAGGUGUUCAACAAGUUCAAAAUGUUCAACAAUUGCAAGAUAUUCAACAAGUCUCAGGUGGUCCACAAGUUCAAGGUGCUCUAUCUUUAUCUCAUCCACAACAGAUUUUAAUCACUGCUGAAUCUACUUGUUAUGCACAAACACAUCAGAACCAUUGGCAUGAUACGUUUGGUGAUGUAGACUAUACAUUUCCAUCUUCUCCGUCUAUUCCACCACAAUUAUCAUUGUUAGUUAAAAAUGUAGAUCUUCGUCUGGAUUUCAAUGAAUUUUCUCAAGAAAUUAAAACAUCUUAUCCACAAGUUAAACUUGAAUUAUCUUCUUCUACUUUACGUGAAGAAUUAUUAAUUAAAAGAAAAAUUACUGUUGGUUAUAUAGUCUAUGACAUUGAUGAGUAUUUGGCACCUGCAAAUAUUUUAAUUUGGUCUAAAUGCACGGCAAUUUAUGACCGAAAAAAAGAAAAUGAUUUACUUGUUAAAGAAAAUUUAAAUUUACUUUCUAAACAAUCUGUUGAAUUUAAAAAAGAUUUGGUGCAUCAAAGUCUUUUAAUUGAACGACAUAAAAACUUAUUCAUGAAAUUAAUUGUUCCAAUGUUUGAAGAUCUAUUUGGUUUGAUUGCAUCACAAAAUCAGGACAAAAAAGGAAAUAUACUUGAUCCUGAUCUUAAACUUAAACUUGAACGUUAUCUUAUUCAAAUGACGAAAAUAAAAGAAGAACUUCAUCUUUUUUUUUCUUCUCAACUUGAUAAUCUUCUUCGUCUUCGUAAUGCUCCUUCUCUACAUGCUCUUAUUGAUUCAUUAGGACAAAUUGUCAAAGAAAGUGAUCUUAUGUGUAAUGUAGCAGCUGAUUAUUACGAAGACUUUUUUAAAGCAUCAAAUAUUGUUAGACUUCAUCCUUAUACUGAUUCACCUCCAAUUGAAUAUGAUAAUAAUAAUGAAGUUAUUCCUGAAGUAACACUUAAUGAACUUAUAAAUACUGUUGUAGCUAAAAAGAAAAAAAAAAUCUCUAGAUGCUCAUGGUAUUUCGAAUUAUAUGUUUAA
Rotaria sordida is the source of this 1356-nucleotide messenger RNA. The record is from the annotation of a GenBank genome assembly. NCBI's taxonomy places the organism in Eukaryota, Metazoa, Rotifera, Eurotatoria, Philodinida, Philodinidae.